Messenger RNA from Sphenostylis stenocarpa, 699 nucleotides. Lineage: Eukaryota; Viridiplantae; Streptophyta; Magnoliopsida; Fabales; Fabaceae. The record is from the annotation of a GenBank genome assembly.
AUGGCACCCCUUGAUUUUGUUGCCCUUAAAGACUUGCACAAUUCAGCAAAUAAACUUCUCCAUUCUCCAUUGGUCCAACAAGCUAUUGUCCAUCAAAGAGAAGAAAAAUGGGUUGAUGAUGUGUCAGAGUCAUCUCUGAGGAUGUUGGAGGUGUGUGGCAUCUCAAAAGAUCUUCUCUUGCUAGUAAAAGAACACCUUCAAGAACUUCAGUUCACCUUGCGUAGAGCAAGCAUUGGUGAUACGGGAAUUGAGGGAAAAAUCACAGCCUGCAAUAGCUACAGGAAGAAGCUGAAGAAAGAAACAUUAAAGUGUCUGAAGUGGUUGAAGGGCAUGAAGAGUCAAACAGCAGUGGCCAUGCACCCUCCAAUGAAUGAACAGAAGCUAGUGUUGGUGAUUGAUCUGCUAAGAGAAGUAAGGAUGACCAGCAUUUCCAUUGUGGAAUCACUCUUGUCCCUUGUUUCCUCACCCUGGUUGGAUUCAAAAUCAGGGAAAAGGUCCUUCACAUCAAGGCUUGUGCGUGUGAGUCUGCAUUUUUCAGAUGAUGAUGACAUGAGCUUUGAUAACAUGGUGCUUCAAAGUGCAAACAAAAGAUUAGCAGGAGUUAGGAUGGCUAUAGAAGAUCUUGAGGUGGAGUUGGAGUGCAUGUUCAGACGUUUGAUCCACACAAGAGUCUUACUUCUUAACAUUCUUACCAGAUAG